AUGCGAUGGGUUUGUAAGGAGCAGGACCUCUCUGCUCAGGACGAGAACGCUACCGGAUGGAGGCGUCGAAAGAAAGGCCGCCAUUUUAGAAGCAUACGGCACAAUGACACGGCUUUUUGUGGACUGUUCAUAUUAAAUCUAUUUAUAACUAUAUCUAACUUUUUAUCUAUAUAUGAAUAUCUAUCUAUCGUUAUCGUAAUCUCUCUCGCUCUAUCUACCUCUUUCUGUUUCUAUCUCGCUAGAUAUACAUGUAUCUACACGUUCAUAUCUAUCUAUCUAUCUAUCUAUCUAUCUAUCUAUCUAUCUAUCUAUCUAUCUAUCUAUCUAUCUCAGUCUAUUCACAUCAAUCUUCCUUGCCUUCUAUCUAUCUAUCUAUCUAUCUAUCUAUCUAUCUAUCUAUCUAUCUAUCUAUCUAUCUAUUCAUCUCAAUCUAUUCACAUCAAUCUUCCUAUGCCUUCUAUCUAUCUAUCUAUCUAUCUCAGUCUAUUCACAUCAAUCAUCCUUGCCUUCUAUCUAUCUAUCUAUCUAUCUAUCUAUCUAUCUAUCUAUCUAUCUAUCUAUCUCAGUUAUUCGCCUCUAAAGUCUAUGGGUAAAGUAUGUUCAUAUCUAUCUAUCUAUCUAUCUAUCUAUCUAUCUAUCUAUCUAUCUAUCUAUCUAUCUAUCUAUCUCAGUCUGUUCAUAUCUACAAGCCUGAUCAUAUCCAAUAUUAUUCUAUUCAUAUCUAUCUAUCUAUCUAUCUAUCUAUCUAUCUAUCUAUCUAUUACACCACCCACACAUCCGCAGAUAGCAAUGAGAAUUACCUUUUUCUAUUUUUCACCACUUUUACUUCUUUUUAACGUAAUGAACGUCCCGUCUCUUUUCAAAUCAUUUCUCUCAGGAAACCGUAUUCCCUUCUUUACAAAUAUUUUUCACUUAUUUCGUUCUCUCAUGAAAACGUUCUUUUCAAAUUCAUUCUCCAUUUUUACUUCUUUCAUACAUGAAAACGUGUUCGGCUGUAUUCCAAUGUCUCUCCCUCUCUUCAAACACUUUCUCUAUUUUUACCUCUUUCUUUCACGAAAAAAUUUCCUCAAUGCGAAUGAUUUUUAUUUUUUACCUUUUUCUUCUUCCUCACAUAACUCCGCCCCCGUUUUCAAAUCCUUUCUCGAUUUUAAUUUCUUUUCUUCGUAA
This is a messenger RNA of Acanthosepion pharaonis, 1167 nucleotides long. The record is from the annotation of a GenBank genome assembly. Lineage: Eukaryota; Metazoa; Mollusca; Cephalopoda; Sepiida; Sepiidae.